UUUGUGUAUAUACACUUUGUUGUCUGAAUCAAAAAUUCUUUGUUUUAAAUAUUUCAAUUAAAUAUUUUUUUAAUGUUUUAAAAGUGUAAUUGUGUUGUAGUGUUUACACGAAACCAGCUGCUUUUUUUUUGCCAUUUGAAUUAUGUGAACGAUAUGUCAGUGUUUCAACUGGCAAAUCGGGCGAUGGCAACAAAUCUGCAAAGUUCUACUGACAAUAAUCAGGAAGGAGUUGCAGUAAAACCAUCGUAUUAUACUGCAAAUCAACGUUACCUAUGAGUUGGUACAAUAGUUUUCCUAAUUUUAUUCCAACAAAGGUCAAAUUUAAUAUUGACGUUGUUGUGUACUUGAUUCCUUCAACAAUUCAUUAUUCAGCAACAAUAGAACAAGAAUUCCUCAACAAUGUUGUAUGUAUUCCAUGUAGAUCGAGGGACGUUAGUCACCUUCGAUAUGCAGCUAUCGGUCGCAUAUGUGGACAAACUAAAGGAAGAAAUCGAAAGGGCUUUCGGUAUUCCAGUUGACAAACAAGUAUUAAUGAUGAGUGGUGGACAUUGUCUAGAAAAUCAUGCUCGUGUAUGUAGUUUUGGAACAGGAACAGACACCAAUCCAGUAUACUUGUUUAGUAAAGAAUUGGCAGAAAGUCCGGAACCACCAAAACCGUUACCUGACCCAACUCCAGAUAUCGAUUUAAAGGAACAAACAGAAGCAUCUAGUAAUUUACCGGCUUCAUAUAACACAGUUGUUGCUCGAGCACAAUUAGCGCAAAAAUUUCAUGAAUUGUCGCGUGAACAACAUCGAAUAUGUGAACGAUUAGUAUCAGAUCAACAUCGACAACAACAGGGUUGGGCUGCGGUAGCGGCAAAUUUAGAUGAUUUAGUUUCCGAAUUCCGUAAACGUUCUGAUGCCUUUUUAAGGAUACAUCGUUCACAAUUGGAAAGAAUUGAAGGUUAUCGACCGCAUUUGCAAAAUUUUCGUACCAAUUUAGAAAUUUUAAGUAAAAUACCUGUGAUCCCCGCAUUAUUAAAAAAAUCUGAAGCAGAACAUGUACCACAAGUUCCAAUGUUAACAGAAGUAGCGCAUUCGGAUGAAGAAGAAAAUCAAAAUUCGAAUGAACAAAAUGAGAGUGGCGAAUCAUCAAGUAGUAGUAGUAGCGAAGAAGAAUCUGAAGAAAUGCGACCCAUAUCAUUGUUACAAUGGGUCUCAAUGAAAGAUAGUCAAUUUACGCUACAACAAGUUGCGUACGAUUGUAAUUUACUAAUGGAGGAGUUAAGUGAAAAAUGUAUUGAACAGUGGAUAAUGGAAAAAGAUAUUACGCUUAGUUACAUAGAAAAUUAUCCACUUAAAGAGAUAUCGGGACUCGGGGAUCGUCUAUUUGGUUUAGAACAAUUAAUGUGUGAUGCGAAACGGUUGGUCGAUGAACAAGCAGAUUUAGCACAUUCAUUUUUACAGAAUCAAAAUAGGGCGAGUAAUUUAGGGGAUGCAUCCAUAUUACCAGAUCUCUGUGCGUCACAUCGACGUCAAUUAAAUGUUAUGUUACAAAAUUAUAAUUUACUUCGUGAUAUUCGGCGUAGGUGCAAUAAAGCAAAAGAAGAAUUAUGCAUAAAUUUACAUAGACGCUUAGGAUGGAUUUUAACGGGUGAAAGACAAUUAUUAGAAUGUGAUUAUAAAUUAUCAACAUUUACGUCCAAACAAAAGCACUUGGAUUAUUUAUUAUGUGUUUUGGAUCAAAUUCAUAAAGCUCCAGAAAUGUAUUUAAAUGCUGUUAUAGAAGUUGUACGUAGACGACAAUUUUCACAAGCUUUUUUAACGUGGGCAUCAGAUUUAGCUUGCCAUUUAACCUCUAUACAUAGUGAAGAGUUAAUGCGUCGAACAGAUUUCCAUGCUGAAUUUGAAGAGCAUUUUUUAAAUGCAUUAUUCACUGGUUUAACAGAUAUGCCACCCCCUUAUGCCACUGAACCACCUCCAUUAUUUGAUUGUAAUUUACCAUUAUUAUCAAUGGAAGAUAUCGAUAUGGUUAAGGAGAAAAUACCAGAAAUUGCUGAAAAAAUCAAAAUACCUGAUUUUGCAGCAUUUACACAAUUCUUCCAAUCAAAAUCGUUAUCUGGUGUUAAAUUCGAAGAACGAGGUGUAGGUGAUGACCGGUGUAUCGAAGAUCGGUUAGUUCAAGCUGUAGCUGAUGCUGGAUUAGGAAGUGUACUUGAUCGUGGUUUGUUACGGCCAACUGAUAGUCAAAUAUCUGGUGCAUCAAGUCAUUUAGCACAUCAUCAUUUAAAAGAUUUUGACAGAGGCUUUGAAUCUGAAACGGAUACCGAAGAAUUUGAAAAAGUGGGUCAAAGUCCCGUUGAAUUACAGUUCGAGAAUAAAACAACAGACAAUGUAUCAACAACACGAACGACAACGCUUGAUGCGUCAACGCUCACAGAGGCGCGUAGUAACAGCAGUCCUGUCCUAUCUGAAUCUGGCCAAUCACCAACAUCAGUAUCCAUGUUAUCCCAGGGCCAUCAGAUGAUGAUGCCAUCAGAGUUUGUGACCACCGAAUAUUAUAUUGAUGAAUCAAUGCCAUCGAGUCUUAGUACGGAUGGCGGUGGGGGAUCAUUAUUGUUGCUCCCUCCCGCUGAAUUAAUGCGUCAACUGGAUGAUUCGAAUACUGUGGUUGCUCUCCUCCAGGAUAAUUUGGGUACGUCAAAAUUAGAAAUACAAAAUCUUAAAGAUGCAUUGCAUAAAGCAUGCGAAUUCGCAAAGCUAGCAACAACUGCUUUACGUACACAAAUGAGUGCAAUUAAAUCAGACUUAGAUGUCGAAAAACAAGAAUUCACUAGUCAAUGUAAAGAUUUACUACAAGCUUGGGAACGAUAUCAACAUGAGGCCGCUUUACGUGAGCGUGAAAAAAUUCAGCGAUUAACCGUUGAUCAUGAACUUGAAAUGAAUGAUAUUAAAAAUUUAGCUAUUGCCAAAGAUGACGAUAUUCGAACACUAAAAUUAGAAAAAAUUAGUACCGAAUGUGCGUAUAAAAAACGUGUGGAAGAAAUCAAUGAAAAAUAUAUUGAUUCUGAUACGAAGUUAAAACAAGCGUUAAUUCAAUGUGAACAGUUCGAAAAACAAAUCGAGAAUUUGCAUUAUGAUCAUGAACGCGCAUUACAACAGUUACGUGAACAAAUGCAGCGAGAACAUCAAAGUGAAAUUGAAUCAUUACGCUCACGAUUUCGUUUAAUGACGGUAGCGAAUAUGGAACGUAGUCCUAGUGAUACAAGCUUAGAACGCAUUGAUCGUAUCGAUGUGAUCGAGCUAAUUAAUCACGAAUCAAUAAUUGCGCAGCUCAAAGAAAAUUUAAUUCAACAGCAGGAAGAUGCUGUGAAAAAAGCCAUCGAAGAAGAACAAGAAAAAUGGUCAACAAAACUUGAUAUGUUAACAGUGAAGUUCCAAGAUGAACGGCAUAUGAUUAUUAGUGAUUCGAUACGUAAAUUACGCGAAGAUAAGGAUAAACAAAUUGAGGCAUUGAUGCUUCGAGAAGAAGCAUUAAGUCGUGAAUGUCGUAAAUAUAAAGAGGUUAUUCAGCAGUUAACGGAUGAUGAUGGUUUAAAAAAUAAUCCUGUUGAAAGUCAACAGCAGGAAACUAAAUCCUUGUUGGAAAAAAUCGAUCAAUUACAACAAGAUCGAUGUCGCUUGGAGGCAGAAUUAUCUAAAGAACGUUCAAAACGAUUAAUUUUCUCACCAAUGCAGACUGCAGGAUCUAUGUUGUUCACUAAUAUGGCACAAAGUAUGGGAGCAUCGGUAGCUGUUUGUCCAACGAAUAUUUUAACGAGUGCUGAAAAUCGUCCACAAACAUGUGACGCGUCAACGAGUACAGAGAAUCGUGUUCAUCGUAUGUUAUCCUCCAGUCAGUUAGCAUUAAUCCAAGCGUACAAUAUCAACAUAAAUUUAUGUAGUGUGGGCGAUCGCGUGUUGGUUGUAUGGGAUAAAAAUUUUCAGAAUUAUGUGCUAUUAUUAGAUUCCAGUUCAAUAUUUGUAUUAAAUGCAGAUUGUAUACCUUCAUUAGGUUUACGACCGCCUACUGAAGCCACUAAAAAGGAUAAGGCUGUUGGCGAAAUUAUUGAAAAGGAAUUUUGUUAUGCUAAAAAGACUGAAAAUCGUUAUCAUUUUCCUAAAGGAACACGAUUCUAUCGUGUCCGAGUAAAACCACUUUCCGAGGAAGUAAUUGCAGCUGUACGUCGUGAUAAUUCCAAUCCCUCAGGACACUCUUCAAUGGAAACGAGUACAACAACAAUGCAUACUGAGGCAACAUUAACAAAAUCCUCAAUUCAUCAGGAUAACACACAAUCCCUACCAAUAGAAUGCAUAGGAUCAAUAAAACCACACCAACAAAUGAGCCAAUCGUGUACAUCACAACCGAUUGCCUGCAGUAGUAAAUCAAGUGAGAAAACCCCCAAUCCGAGUAGUUUUGUACCAUCGUCCCCUUCUUCAGGAGGUAGCGGAGCCGCAGCUUCUUCAUCCCCAUAUUUAAGUCGAAGUUUAUUCGGUUUAUCGUCAUCAACGUCACGUAACAGUAGUUUUUCAAUUUACCAUAGUUUAUCGCAACCAUCAAGUUUAGUGAGUUGUAGUGGUGAUAAUCGUCCUACAGAACAGAUUACUCGUGUAGAAGAUGAAAUUGAUAGUAAUAUUGUAAUCGAACAUGAAACUAGUGAUCAAGAUGAAGGCAUUAAAAGGUAAAAAUUAAAAGUUGUUUAUAACACGUAGACAUUUGAUCAAGUAGAAUCUUUAUUUCGUUGAAAAUGUUUCUUUAAAAAAUCAACCUCUUACGUCGAAAUUGGAAGAAUGACCAUACAGAUCUUUUGAAUCGCUUAGGUUAUACGAGUUGGUUCAUAAUAAUAAUUUCAUUUUUAAAAACCUCUUGAUCAUUUUAUUAUACGUGAAAACCAGUUAUUUUAAUUAAAACAAGCUAAGUGAAAACCGUAAAAAUUUUUAUUUAGACUCGAUAUUAAUUUACUCAUAUCAUAUUCAAUGUUUUCUGUGAAUUGUUAAAUAUCAAUCGAAGAAUAAAAAUUGCUAGGUGAUUGUUGGUUGCUAAAUUUUAAAGUAGCUUAUUAAUAAUAAAUCCGUAAUAAAUUGUUUGAAUGCGGAGUAUUAAAUUUAUACGACAUUUCGAAUAUAUUUUUGUAGGAUUUUUAUUUAUUUUUCUUCAGUUUAAAUCGUUAAAGGCAAAACAUAUAUGUGUAAGAAUUCAAUCACUGUUUGUAGCUUUAAAUGUCUUAACUAUCUAAACUGAAUAAAAAAUAAAAUGUACGUGCAAA
This is a messenger RNA of Chrysoperla carnea, 5285 nucleotides long. RefSeq names its product RB1-inducible coiled-coil protein 1 (gene Atg17). Gene Ontology annotation, molecular function: protein kinase binding; molecular adaptor activity. The transcript has 14 exons. Gene Ontology annotation, biological process: autophagosome assembly; glycophagy; autophagy of mitochondrion. NCBI's taxonomy places the organism in Eukaryota, Metazoa, Arthropoda, Insecta, Neuroptera, Chrysopidae. The record is from RefSeq and is a predicted model, not a curated record. Gene Ontology annotation, cellular component: phagophore assembly site membrane; Atg1/ULK1 kinase complex; extrinsic component of membrane. Bases 400 to 4704 code for a protein of 1434 amino acids.